Caenorhabditis bovis is the source of this 231-nucleotide messenger RNA. The record is from the annotation of a GenBank genome assembly. NCBI's taxonomy places the organism in Eukaryota, Metazoa, Nematoda, Chromadorea, Rhabditida, Rhabditidae.
AUGAAAUCGGUUAUAGCUAUGUGGUUCGAACAGUUCUACUCUGGAAUAAUUACAACCGCUUUCGUUGCUGGAGCCGUUUACAUGAGUUAUCCGUUCAACAAAUGGGACGUUGGAAGAGCUUUCCGCCGUAAUAUGUGCACUCCACAAAGAGUAGAGCUCUCAAAAAGAGAUCAUCGCCUUACGGGAAACCAGUACCGUAUUGCGGGACUUGACACUUUCCCAGAAAAGUAA